This is a messenger RNA of Gossypium arboreum, 531 nucleotides long. RefSeq lists its product as uncharacterized. The coding region runs from base 35 to 355 and encodes 106 amino acids. The transcript has a single exon. Lineage: Eukaryota; Viridiplantae; Streptophyta; Magnoliopsida; Malvales; Malvaceae. The record is from RefSeq and is a predicted model, not a curated record.
CCCCAACCCCCAAACAAGACUUUAACUGAAAGACAUGGGUUCAACAAGCAGUGCAAUGGCAGAGAAGGUUUCUUGGUACUGCGCAUUGCUCAUGGCAGUGAUGCUGGUGAUGAGCUGCUGCCAAGAACCGAAUGAAAGGGGCGAGGAGGGAAUGAUGCGGAUGGUGCACCAGUCCAACAAGCCAUGCGAUGAAAUAUACGUGGUUCGGGAAGGGGAGACUUUGCACACCAUCAGUGAAAAAUGUGGGGAUCCUUUCAUUGUUGAACACAAUCCUCACAUACAUGACCCGGAUGAUGUUUUCCCUGGCCUUGUCAUCAAGAUUACUCCUUUCCUUUCCACAACAGGUAGACCGUAGUAGACUACUUCUUUCUUACCACUUUCAAUCCUGCUUUGCUCAUUUCCCUUCUUUAAUUUAUAUCUCGCUUCUAAGGAAUAUAUAUGCCGGGGGAAAUGUGUUGUAUUGAGAGGGCAUGUGAUUGUUAUAAUUAGUAACACUUCCUUGUUAAUGCAUUUUUUUAGUAUCCUUUUAAA